AUGAUAAUGAUAUUCAAAAUAAGCAUAAUAUCUUCCAUAUUACUUUGUUUGCUUGUCUUUGAAAUUUGUGUGGAGGAAGGUGUCCUUGAAUGUUUGGUUCACACGGCUCUCGACUUCGAAAAUUCGAACUUGAGUCACGGGUAUUCUCCUCCUCCUCCUCUCCUCUGCGGAAAUAUAUAG
This is a messenger RNA of Pediculus humanus corporis (human body louse), 180 nucleotides long. RefSeq lists its product as uncharacterized. The coding region runs from base 1 to 180 and encodes 59 amino acids. The record is from RefSeq and is a predicted model, not a curated record. The transcript is spliced from 3 exons. Lineage: Eukaryota; Metazoa; Arthropoda; Insecta; Psocodea; Pediculidae.